UUUUUAUUUUAAACACGAUAGAUAUAAUCAAGUGCUGAGUCAACCAGAAAUAUCUGUCUAGUAGCGUGAAAAUUUAGGUCCUAGCUCAAUAAAGUGAAGAGUAACAUUAAUGAUGUAACGCAUGUCAUUUUUUGAACAUUCGCGAAUGCGAAAACAAAUAUCUGCUACCGACAUUCGCGAAUGCGAAUGCAAUUAUUCAGUUUUUGUUCUGGCGCCAAUUGUCUAUGGCAGUCUCGUUCGACCAAAUGCGUUCCGUUUGUAUUUGAAAUUGAAGCCGAAGACACCCAAAUAGAUAAACGAGUAUAUCUGAAAGAAUCAAUGAAUUGACUAAUAGAUGCGAGCGACAGUGAAGAGGAACAUUGCAUUAUAUUU
Molecule: messenger RNA, 372 nt
Organism: Acanthoscelides obtectus
Lineage: Eukaryota; Metazoa; Arthropoda; Insecta; Coleoptera; Chrysomelidae
Source: the annotation of a GenBank genome assembly